Messenger RNA from Dreissena polymorpha, 915 nucleotides. RefSeq names its product heat shock 70 kDa protein 12B-like. The transcript is spliced from 5 exons. NCBI's taxonomy places the organism in Eukaryota, Metazoa, Mollusca, Bivalvia, Myida, Dreissenidae. The record is from RefSeq and is a predicted model, not a curated record. Gene Ontology annotation, molecular function: ATP-dependent protein folding chaperone; ATP binding. Bases 1 to 915 code for a protein of 304 amino acids.
AUGCCUCCGAAGGGUCAUUUGACCUUGGAUUUAGCACCAGAUGUGAAGUCCCCUGGCCCUCGCCUGGUGAUAGCGAUCGAUUUCGGAUCGUACGCGAGUGGGUACGCUUGGCAGUUUCGAACGGACUUUGAACGAGACCGUCUGGACAUCCAUAUCAACACGAAAUGGUCCGAGGGUGGACUCUGUUGCUACAAAACACCUUCUGCGCUGCUGUUGAAGCCCGACAAGUCGGUGGGCGAGUUCGGUUUCCGGGCAGACAAGAGGUUCAGCACAAUCAAGGAAGAAGAAGCCGACUGGGAGAACUGGUACUUUUUCCGAGGGUUCAAGAUGAUGCUUUAUACAACAGUGGAAGACGCAAAUGGUCGUCACCUGCCAGCUUCAUUGGUCUUUGGAAAGUCCAUGCAGUUCAUGAAAGACCACGCAAUAAAAAAUCUUAAAGAGGCAGGAGUUCCAUACAAAGAAGAUGAUACUAAAUGGGUGAUCACAAUCCCGGCUAUAUGGACUGACCGUGCGAAGGUUUUGAUGAGAAAAGCAGCUACGGAAGUGGCGGGAAUUUCAGCAGAAAACCUGACGAUUGCUCUAGAACCGGAAUGUGCGGCCAUCUACUGCAGUCAGCUCACACGUCAACAACUUGAAAUCGAUGGCGAUGGAGGAAAACUGCAGUACAUCGCGGCCCCGGACUCCGUGCUAAUGUUGGUCGACAUGGGAGGAGGUACAGUUGAUGUCACCACGGUUCGCGUUGGCAAAGGGGGACAACUGGAACAUGUACAGAUGUCAGGUGGCGGACCAUGGGGCGGUAUGAGGAUCGAUGACAAGUUCUUCACGAUGCUUAGAUACCUAAUUGGCCAAGACGUCGUGGACAAAUUUGUGACAGAGAAUGAAAUGGAUUACUUCGAUCUUAGGAUGGACUUCUAA